This is a messenger RNA of Baudoinia panamericana UAMH 10762, 1117 nucleotides long. RefSeq lists its product as uncharacterized. The transcript is spliced from 4 exons. Bases 27 to 1109 code for a protein of 360 amino acids. The record is from RefSeq and is a predicted model, not a curated record. Lineage: Eukaryota; Fungi; Ascomycota; Dothideomycetes; Mycosphaerellales; Teratosphaeriaceae. Gene Ontology annotation, molecular function: nucleic acid binding.
UCCUCUUGCGAGCUGUAAGCACCAGGAUGGGCGACAACAAGACUAAGAUGGCUAUCUCGCUGGACGACGCUUUGCAAGCCAGUCGCAAAGAGCGCAAUGCACAGCUCGCACAAAACAUGCUCGGAACAAACCCGCAGAAGCUGGUGGACCAGAUGUUGGGCGCAGGCAGGCGCACGAGCACUCCCAGACCGCCCAUGUCAGUAGCAGGAACACUAGCGAGCCGGGCGGGUGUGGUGAAGAGAAGUGCAUCAAUACCACGAUCAAGCGCACCUCCAGCCCGCAACUCGCGGACGCCCCUCCACUUGAGCAGACCGCCCGUAGCAGCAGACAAUUACCGACCCUCACCCGCACGCAAUCCGAUCGUCAUCUCCUCGUCCGACCCACCCAGCGAUGCUAAGAGCAAUGGUCACGUCCCGCGGCAAGAGAUGAACGGCCGCCAAGAAGCGAACGGCGACCCUGGACUUAGCAUUCGUGGAGCUGCGAGAGGAGAGUUUGUGGUCAGAGCUGAAGGCUUCCUAUUAGGCACCACGGCGGCAGAUAUUGAGAGCGUGAUGCAGAGUGUGGGUGGGAUGAUGAGCUACUGCAAGCUUAUCACAAGUCAACCUUCUGUCAUUGCGGAGAUGAGCUUUCCGGAGAGGCUGGGUGCGGAGAAGGUGAUAGAGACGUUCAAUGGGAAGAAGGCCGACGGCUGCACCCUCUACGUCCACAUGCACAGCGAAAACGGUGUCGCACCGUAUUCGGAUACCAAGUUCAGACGCCAGGAGCAGCCUCAACCAGAGGAGCCAUCGUUCGUCGUCGACACAACCGGUGAUGUAGCAAUGGAAGUCGACGAACACGCAGACGCACGUGCGAUCGAGGACCGGCAGCGCGAGGAGCGGAGAAGAGAGGCCCGUCCUCCUCCAAGCGGGCCUGCAGGCCGACAGCAACAGAGCGGCUACCCGAGAGAGCCACGACGUGCUGAGCCAGAGUUCCAGGACGGAAGGUACGGCUUUGACAAUAGAGACAAUAGGUAUGGACGCGGUGGCGGUGGGCCAGGCAGGUUCCGCGAGGAGGGCCGUUUAUACUCGGAUCGCAUGAGGCGUGGCGGCGCGCAGAGCUAUCGGCCCUAGUAUGGCUU